CAACGACUCUCCCAUCUAUGCCAUUCAACACCUUCUCUUUACUCAUUUUCUCUCCUUUGUAACUUUUUCUUUCCAAGAAACCAAACAGAACUAUUUUCUUUUCUCGAACCUUUACAAGAUUCCUGGAAUUUGAAUUCCCAUCUCUAAACAAUGAAGAAAUCUGGCAUCUUUGCUGCUUCUGUAGCUGCAGCUUCUGCUACUGCCGUAUCUGCUUCCUCUCCAUCUUCUAACUCAAGCUUUAGCUUCAGUUCUAAGAUGCAGCUUUCUCAUGAGGAAGCUAGAUCAAGCAAAGAUCAAGAGAGAUCAUCUUCAACAGAAAAAUUUGCACCAAGAUUUGAUGGAUUGAAGUUUAUUGAGACUCUAGUCACUGCUCAUAGAUGAAAAUUUCAGAAUCUCCUCGUGGCUUUAAAGCUCCAUCAUCACUGAUUUUAACUGCUCAUCUUUUCUUUUUCUCUUUUUAUAAGAAAAAGAAAGAGAAAGAAAAAUAUUUUAGUUAAAGAAAGUCUUGACUUUUCUUUUUCUGUUUUUUUUGGGUUUUCUCCGUGGAUAUGAUUAGCCGAAAACUGCAAUGUUGGAGUCAAGUUUUGUGACUGUGUUCACACUUAAGAAUAUCCCUUUUAUGUUUAAAGAUUUUGUUUUUGACCAUUUCUCUUUUUAUUGCAUCACUGAGCUGCCACAUGACAGAAAGUGAUUGGGUAUUAGAGGUUUGCCCAAUUCAAAACCUAAUGACAACAUGUUCUAUAAUUAUCUGUGGCCAUUUCUAAGUUAGUAGACAUGUCUUUUUUUUAUUUUAUUUUAUUUUAAUCAUCUGUUAUUCGAAAUUUAUUGCCGGGCAUACUCAAAAAGGGAAUAAAAUGCUCCCUCGGACUCUAUGUUCAAGACUCGAAAAAUAUAUUUUUGCUAUUACAUCUCAUCUCGUCUCACGGGAGUUAGUAUAUAUGUCUUUUUUAUGUCAUAAACAUGUGUCUUACAAGGACAGAGAAAAGCAAAAUGUAUCAACCCAUGUGGGAGUUGUAAUGAAAUAUGAUAAUGUGUACAAAAAUUGAGUCUUUUUUGCUCAUUUGGUGUAAAAUUGAGAUAAUAAUUGCACAAAAAAGUUAAUUCUUAAGUAAA
Jatropha curcas is the source of this 1113-nucleotide messenger RNA. RefSeq lists its product as uncharacterized. Lineage: Eukaryota; Viridiplantae; Streptophyta; Magnoliopsida; Malpighiales; Euphorbiaceae. The record is from RefSeq and is a predicted model, not a curated record.